GAUAUGGGAGGAAGAGCAGUAUCUGUCAAAAUUUUGCUGUCAUUUGAAUGUUAUUAAAACUCAGUUAAUUUUAAUCUAGGAAUUAUUUCUAAAAGUAUUAAAAAAAUGCAGCUGCUGAAAAAAAAAAAUUUCUUUCUAAGAUUUAUUUAUGUAUGGUUGAUAUUUUCUUGGCCGAUGAAGAUCCACCCUUUUGAAGAAAAAAAAUGUUCAUCACUUUUGCAUCAUUUUCAAAUGAAACGAUUCUUUCUCAAAAUUUCCUGCCUAAGCCAAGAUAAUAGAAGAAGGAGUGAAUUAUGAAUUCAAUGAAAUUCGAAAGUACAGAAGACAGAAAAUCUCAUUUUCAAAAUGACUUGCUUGAAAUAUUUGACAAAAAAGGACCUCCGGACCUCCGUCUGUGUGUCGCAAAUACCUAUGUUUGUUUGGAUGCUCACAAACAAAUUUUGGCUGGACGAAGUGCUGUAUUCGCCAGUAUGAUUUUUAAACAACAGCUCGAUGGCCUUGAUAUCAUAAAAGUUGAAGGGGUUACCCUACGAGUUUUAACUCUUAUUAUUUGUUACAUGUACAACGACGAACUAAAGACUGAUUCACCCAAAGAAUUAAUGGAAGUAGGCAAGGCAGCUCAGAAAUUUGAAAUCAGCGGUCUGAUAAGAUCGUGCAAACAUAAGCUAAUCCACUGCUCUAUUGACAGAUAUAAUGUCUGGUCUUUGAUAGAAGCAUCUAAGUUUUUCAAACUUGAAACAUUUGGCGAAAGAGGCUUGCGAUUUCUUAAAUCUUUAUCUACAAAAUCUCUGUUUGGCAUGCCAGAAUUUUUGGAAGCAAAUCAAGACACAGUGUUCUACAUUCUGAAACGCAGAGAUAUUUUCAUGGAGUCAGAUGCCUUUUGGAUGGAAGGCAUCAUUCGAUGGUUGCAACACCACAAGAGCCGGGAUCGAUUUUUACUGUCUGCAAUAAAACCUUUUUCUAUUGAUUGCAGUGAAUUCCUGGAUUUAAUAGAGAAAUAUCCAAUUUUCUUCACAUCCAAAGAAAUUUCGAGAGUUUUGUGCAAUAUGUUACGUCCUGGAAUGUUAGAAGUACCCUCUUGGUGUGAAGCGGUAUUGAAAAAGAAUAACGUAAAACCAUUUUCGAAUUAUAACGACAUUGCCACUAAUGCUUUAAAAAUAAAGCUUGAAUAUAAUAGGAGAUUUCCUAAGUCUUUUUUCUGCGAAGAAGACGAAUUCGAAGGUUCAGUUGUGUUCGAGAUAAAACUCACAAAACAUUUCCCACGAAUGCCAUAUCUUGUGAUGUUAGAGUUGGCAUUUGGGACAACUUACGUCCCAAGAGAGAAUUUAGAUCUUGAGCUCUAUCACUACGAACAAAGCACUGUGCUAGUGAAAAAGAAAAUAGAUUUUUUAUUGAAAGCUACAGAGAACCAUUACUAUCUUAUGGUGAAUCAACGUAUAUAUUUGCACAAGAAUAGUCCAUUCGUUUUUGCUCUCAAAUUACGCGCAAGUGGACUGAUGAAGUGGGGAAAUGAUGGCCCUAUUUCAAAUAGACAGUACCGAGUAGCUAAAAUUCCUGAAGAUAUUUUUCAAAAUAUUUGUUUAGAUAUUGAUGGUUAUAAAUCGAUAUGCCUCACUUUUCUUAGUGAUUGGAUGGUUUUCAUUGAUCCCAAAUAUGACAAAAAGAAUCUAGUUUUGACUAGUUUUUAUUUUGACUCUUAUAUAAAAUCUGAAGAACUAAGCUCAGAGAGUUGACUGAAUAUCUUAUUACUUAAGAUAGAAAACAUAUUGGAUAUUUUGUUAACAUAUUAAUAUAUAAUAAUAUUUAUGUUUAUUGAGAUUAUCCAGAAAUAAAAUAAUGUUGUAUAAUAAAAAAAUAAACGUUAUAAUUUUAAGAUAAUUAUCUUCUGUGUGUUAUGAAUUGAUUUUCUGUCAUAUCUUCCUUCAUUUACUGUCAUCAAUUUUUCAAAAUAAUGUAAUAUAUGUAUAAAAUAAAGUUGAAAAAAUCUUC
Argiope bruennichi is the source of this 1989-nucleotide messenger RNA. RefSeq lists its product as uncharacterized. Lineage: Eukaryota; Metazoa; Arthropoda; Arachnida; Araneae; Araneidae. The transcript has 4 exons. Gene Ontology annotation, molecular function: protein binding. The coding region runs from base 294 to 1733 and encodes 479 amino acids. The record is from RefSeq and is a predicted model, not a curated record.